Cladocopium goreaui is the source of this 1701-nucleotide messenger RNA. Lineage: Eukaryota; Dinophyceae; Suessiales; Symbiodiniaceae. The record is from the annotation of a GenBank genome assembly.
GUUUUCCUGCUGUCGGGGUCUUGUCAAAGCAAACAAGACCGGCGAAGCACCACGUGUCAUGGAAAGCACAGCGCUGAGUGCUUAGAUGAGAUGACCAAGAUGACAGAGCCAAGCAGGCCGAGCCGAGCGGGCCGCCGUCGUCGAAGAAGUCAGGGAGACGCCGUCGUUGAAGAUCCAGGUGAGAAAAAGCCGAAGUAUCGACAAGCCAAGGAAGUUGAUGGUGGUGUGGUUGAAGUCCUUUGCUUCAGCUGCAGAAGAGCAAAGGAUAGUAGCAUUCAGAAGAGCAUGGUGGCAUUUCUGAAGAAGGCACCAGAAGAUGAAGCCGCUGUCAUAGACUUGGACUCCGAGGAGGACAAGCCACCAGAUUUGUCCAUCUGUGCCCGUUGUAGAAGACCUCUGUGGAAGAAGAAUCCACAGCUGAAACUGACAGCGGAUGCUCUGCGGGGUGUGGGUGAACUGCCACAACUCCAACGCUUGAGGGCUUACCGGCGAACUGCUGAGAGGCAGAAUGUUCCCUUUACCAUCUCCGAGAAAAGUGCCUGCGCCAUGAUGCGAAGCCCCUGUGUCGGCUGCGGCCAGGUGGCUCCCUUAAGGGGUCAUGGGCUCACCCGCUUGCGGCGCUGGUGUGGCCUUGAGCGUCCCAAGACACGCACAGGCUUCAUGGGACCCUAUUCGGAGGAAAACUUGGCACCAGCUUGCAGCAUGUGCAACAUGAUGAAAGGCUACCGAAAACUUCGUGCUUUUGUGGAGUGCUGUCGUCACAUCGCCACCAAACACACGGAAGGUGAAGACUUUGGGGAAUAUCCUCAGCGUUUUCGGGACAAUGUCUCCAAGCGGUCUCGAUCUUGCUACAUCACGCAAUCCAGCACGCAUACGAAAACUCAUUCCCUGACCAAUGAGCAGUUCAAUGCGAUCGUGGCACAGAGGUGCUUCUACUGUCAUAAGGAGCCGCGCAAGGCCAAGACCAAUGGCCCCAGCGACCGCGGUCACUUCAAUGGCUUAGAUCGCUUGGAUUCCAAGAACCGCGUCUACACAGCAGAGACCUCGGUAGCUGCAUGUGGGGAUUGCAACAUCAUGAAGUACAAAUGGGACCUGGAGGAUUUCUUGGAGCACUGCCGGAAGGUGGCUCGCUUCCACCAGGGCGCAGAGUUUUCGGACAGCGAUGCAGAGGAGGAAGCGGCCUGGCAGGAUACAGCGAUCAUCGUGGAGGAGCUUUUCCUCGACGAAGCUGAUGCGGCGGAAAAAGGGGCAGUCUUUGAGGGACGGGCUCUGGAGAGCAUGGCAAGUGGAGGCAAAAGAUGGCCGAAGACUUCGCACGGCUUAAAGCAUGGCGAGCUCAAAGCGGCACGGAAGGCUGAUCUGAGCAGACCGGGCAUGCAUGGUGAAUACUGUAAAGGAUUAGUUGAAGAGUUGGAAGCGCUCUAUGGUAAAGUGCGGCAGCAGGACAAAGAGAUCAAGAACAAACAACGGCAAAUAGAGGAGGAACAAGCUAAGGUGGCAGAGUUGAACGAGGCUGUGGCUCUUCGGGACCGCAAGUGGGAUUCCUUAGCCCAGGCACCGGAGGGGCAUGGUCUCCAAGGGGGAGAUCAGAACCUCAUGCUGUCAGAGUCUGGUUCCUUCGGGAAGACUGGAAGACCUCCGGGAAUUUUUUGGACUUCCUUGUGGCUCAAGCCGCCUGCCUGCACCAGGAUUAUUGCUUAA